Corythoichthys intestinalis (scribbled pipefish) is the source of this 343-nucleotide messenger RNA. It is a transcript of the gene zwi, whose product is annotated as zwilling. The transcript has a single exon. Lineage: Eukaryota; Metazoa; Chordata; Actinopteri; Syngnathiformes; Syngnathidae. The record is from RefSeq and is a predicted model, not a curated record. The coding region runs from base 95 to 343 and encodes 82 amino acids.
AUUUAGUUUAGCUUUGGAUCGGCGACAUCCCAAUAAAGGGUGAGGGCCAAGCUGGACGCUUGCUAGGAGCUGCUAGUCACCCGCUUCCAGGGCGAUGGGCAACACCAGCAUCACCGAGGGCAAGACCGCCCUGGCAGUGGGAAGCACUUCCAUUGCCAGGGGGAAGACCACCGUCGCCAUGGGGAACUCCUCCAUCUUCCGCGGCGUGACCACCACCUCCAUGGGAGACUCCACUAUCCAGAGGCAGAAGACCACCGUCGCUCUAGGGCGGGCCAGCUUCAGCCGAGGGACCACCACCACCUCUUUCCGCAAAGCGCUCAUGCCUAAGCGCAGAAACACCUAG